This is a messenger RNA of Cuscuta epithymum, 2800 nucleotides long. The record is from the annotation of a GenBank genome assembly. NCBI's taxonomy places the organism in Eukaryota, Viridiplantae, Streptophyta, Magnoliopsida, Solanales, Convolvulaceae.
AUAAAAUGAAACAAUGUGGGAGAGGAGAAUACUUCAUACUCCGUAUAAAAGAUAAUGGAAUGUAAAUAAACGGAUAAAACAGUGGUGGUGUAAAGUGUAAACUGAAGUCUUAAACCACUUCAGCAUUUCAGAUGGGCUUGGGACAUAUUAUAGUAAUACAGUAACACUAUAGAUCGGCCCAAAUCUAAAUCUACGGUAUGACUUUCAACGGACUUCCAAUUAGGGAGGAAGUAGUAGGAGAGGACAAUAAAUCCACAAACUGAAGCUGUACGAAACGCGCCACCCUUCUCGCGUGGGCCAACAUAUAAUGAACUUAACUCGAAAUAUCAACUUGCAACAGCACCGAAAUCUCAACCGUUAAUAACCACUCCGUUUCUAGAGGGAAAUAAUCCCAGCCGUCCAUAGCUUCGUGCUUGCCACGCUCUGUCCACUCGCGUCAAUCUUCUACCUCCUCUCCUCAUCGCUGCCCUUUGAUGCUCUGCCCAAUGGACUAUCCUAAAACCAGAUCAAAAAACAUGAUUGGUAAUUGCAGAUCUCGGGAUCUAACUGUGAAGCUGGAGUGUAUUGAUUGCAGGCGUUCUACGGAGAAAGAGGUUUGGAGUUGAAUGUGUUAUAAGCGAUGUCGGGUGGUGGUGUAAGUGGAGGACAAGAAGGGUUCAAAGAGAAGCUUGGAUUGGGAGACAAAGUGUACACAAGGAAGUCCAUCAAAGGGGUAAAGAAGACAUCCAAAAACAGUGGUAAUCCUACAGAAGAGCUUCACACUCAAGCCCAAGCUGCAGAAGAAGCUGAGUGGUCCCAACCUCUUGUUAAUUCCCUUCCUAUCGUGCCGCGGGAAGGUUCUUCAAGUCUGAAUCGGUCAUCCGCUGCGCCAUUGAGCAGUCGUGGAGUGGUUGCAGGUAGUGAAGGGGCAAAGCUGGGAUUGACUAUGCAGGAAAACAGGGUUACAAUUAGCAUAUCAUCAAUGAAGUCUAAACGAGAGAUGCGAGAGCUAAGGAGGAAGCUGCAGAGUGAGCUGGACGUGAUAAGGAGCUUGGUGAAGAAUAUAGAGUCAAAAGAUACACACAAGAAUGGCCCCAUAGGACCUUUGCACCAAUUGAGUGUGUCAGUGUUGGAGAACAGUGAUGGUGUAAAUGAUAACAUAGAUAAAGAUAAGAGGACGCCCAAGGCAAACCAAUUAUAUAGAAACUCAGAUUUUUUGCUUGCAAAAGAUAAGAUCCCACCUUCUGAAAGCAACAAGAAGGCAAAAACAAACACGAAAGCAGGGCAUGGUUUUGGGUCUGGAAAGCCAUCUAAUCAAGUGUACAAGAAUUGCUGUGCCUUACUGGAAAGGUUAAUGAAGCACAAGCAUGGUUGGGUAUUUAACCAGCCGGUUGAUACUGUUGGUCUUGGUUUACAUGACUAUUAUGACAUCAUCAAGCAACCAAUGGACCUUGGCACAGUGAAAUCCAGGCUGGACAGUAAUUGGUACAAAUCUCCUAGAGAAUUUGCAGAGGACGUUAGACUUACAUUCAGGAACGCUAUGACGUACAAUCCAAAGGGGCAAGAUGUUCAUGUAAUGGCUGAGCAGCUCUUGCAGAUAUUUGACAACAAAUGGGCUCCUAUUGAGGCGGAAGUGGGCCUACCGACUCCUACAUCCACUAGGAAGGCCCCUAAGUUACCAAACUCUGAAAUGAGAAAAUUAGCUGGCAGGCCUGAGCCCCUGACUGACUCGAAACCAAAGCUGAAAUCCACACAGCCUGGGAGAAUCGCUGCCCCUAAGAAGCCAAAGGCAAAGGAUCCCGAUAAAAGGGAUAUGACGUAUGAUGAGAAACAAAAACUUAGCAUGAACCUCCAAAGCUUGCCUUCUGAAAAGCUUGAAAGUGUAGUGCAAAUUAUAAGAAAGAGGAACUCCUCUCUCUGCCAACAAGAUGAUGAGAUUGAAGUAGAUAUUGACAGUGUUGAUAUAGAAACUCUUUGGGAGCUCGAUAGGUUUGUAACCAACUACAAAAAGAGCUUGAGCAAGAAUAAAAGAAAAGCUGAAAUGCCUGAUCCUGCAUCUCAACCAGUUCAAGAAGAUGAACAGCCUGUCAAAGAGAAGCAGAUAGAAGCUUCAGUGGCACUAGAAACUGCAAUGGAUGCUGUAAACAAAACUCAAAGUGAAGGAAACUCAGCAGAAAGAAAUGUCAUUUCUUCUGCUCCUGCUGAAGGGGAAAAUGUAGAGAACAAUGCAACUAAAUCUAGCAGCUCUAGCAUUGAUUCAGCAUCUUCAUCCAGUGGUUCUCAAAGUGAAAGCUCAUCAGAAGGUGGAUCUGAUGCAGAACAUUCGCCAAAGAUCCAGCAGUUGCAAUCAGUUUGAGGCUUUGAGCUUAACAUCUUCAACAUCCGGCAAAGCGUAUCUAAGACAGGGUGUUUGUGGUAAAUGCUGGCUAUUCCAUGGGGGUUUGUAUGAUUAAUAAUGUAAUGUUGUAUUUUACUAGGGCCAAUCUCAGCAUGUGUAAUUGUGUAGUAUGUAAGCUUUGUGCAUUUGCUAACAAAUAUUAUCACAGCAUAUCCAUAGAGAUGCUGUAUUUCUCGACGUGCAAGUCAGCAUUUGUAACGAUUUGUGUAAAUGAGUUAAACAUGAUUGUGGGCCCACGGUUGGUUUGGACCCGUUUAAGACCAUUUGCUUCAUUACGUUUGGCUAGACUGAAUAAGGAUAACAAAGAUCUUCAUGAGAACUAUCGAUAGUCUUUUUUUGAUAGUGUUCCUGGGCUCUUGGCUGAGCACUCUUUAUAUGCUUAGAGAUCGACCAUUCAAUAUAUAAUAAAAAUGUUAUUGUUCC